Messenger RNA from Cladophialophora immunda, 1725 nucleotides. RefSeq lists its product as uncharacterized. Bases 212 to 1516 code for a protein of 434 amino acids. Gene Ontology annotation, cellular component: membrane. The record is from RefSeq and is a predicted model, not a curated record. NCBI's taxonomy places the organism in Eukaryota, Fungi, Ascomycota, Eurotiomycetes, Chaetothyriales, Herpotrichiellaceae. Gene Ontology annotation, biological process: ceramide biosynthetic process. The transcript is spliced from 3 exons. Gene Ontology annotation, molecular function: sphingosine N-acyltransferase activity.
CCCUCCAUACAAACUGGUCCGUGUUCCGGACAGCCACGGAGCCUUUUGCGGAGGCUUACUAUAAUUUAUUAUGACACUGCCAUUCUCACAUGCCUUCAGCGCCAGGGAGUCUACAACACAACUCUUUCUCCCCUCUUUGAACAUUGCCUUGCAAGAUUGAAACUGCUACUCUCGGAACGUGCGGUCUCUUCCUGACGACACUGUCGGUAUCAUGGCUCGUCCACGGCGGACGUCAAGCAACCUUGGGGGUGAUCCUCGGGGAGACACCAGCGCACCCGCACUCGCUACCAUGACGGCGCGACCGGCUGUGCAGAUUUCUGCAAAUGAGAAGGACGGAAAGCCUCACUCGAAGAGACGGAAAGCAAGGUCGGCCUUUCGAAAAUGGAAACAGAUAUCCUUGCGACACACCUGGCUGAACCCGCUCAUCCUCGCCGUAGCGAUCCUUAUUGCCUACUACAUCAAUCCUGGCGAGCAGAACCCUCUCCACAAAGCGAUCUUCUUGUCGUAUAACCUCGGACCUGAUUAUCCCGGCGGACCAGACAUGUAUGGCAAGGGAAAAGCGGAUAUCGCCUUUGUGGCCUUUUACACAAUCGUCCUGAGCUUUACUAGAGAAUUCUUGAUGCAGAGGGUAAUUCGCCCCGUUGCCAUCAGAUGUGGCAUCACAAAGAGAGCGAAACAGGCACGCUUUAUGGAACAAGUCUAUACCGCCAUCUACUUUGGCAUUUUUGGUCCUUUUGGACUCUAUGUCAUGUCGCGGGGUUCUCUGUGGUACUUCAAUACCACAGCAAUGUUCGAAGGGUUCCCCCAUCGCACGCACGAGGGUGUGUUCAAAGCAUACUACUUGUUGCAGGCGGCUUACUGGGCUCAGCAAGCACUCGUGCUGAUGCUGCAACUGGAAAAGCCCCGGAAGGACUUCAAAGAGUUGGUCUUUCACCAUAUUGUUACCCUCUCCCUCAUUGGAUUGAGCUACCGCUUUCAUUUUGCUAAGAUGGGAAUUGCUGUCUAUAUCACUCAUGAUAUCAGCGAUUUCUUCCUUGCGACCUCCAAAACACUGAAUUAUCUAGACUCGGUCAUCGUCGGACCUUACUACUUUCUCUUCAUGUGUGUUUGGAUCUACCUUCGGCACUACAUCAACAUCCUCAUUUUGUGGGCAACUCUCACUGAGUUCCGAACAGUGGGACCUUACGAGCUGAAUUGGGAGACUCAGCAAUACAAAUGUUGGAUUAGCCAGAUCAUCACAUUUUCUCUACUCGCCUCCCUUCAAGCAGUGAACCUAUUCUGGCUGUUCUUGAUCCUCCGCAUCGCCAAGAACUUUGCCUUCUCGAAUAUCAGGGCCGAUGAACGAAGUGAUGAUGAAGAGGAGGACGAAGAGACCGAAGAUAGGCCAAGCGGAGGAAAGCAGGCGUUGGAGAAUGGCAAAAUUGGUGGAGACAAACCAGUUGUUCUUGUCAAUGGGGAGCCUGUCGAAGGCGUGGCCAAAUCAGAUGGAGUGCGGGAACGGAAGAGGAAGAGCUGAGGGUAUAAAAGCCAGACAACGAGCGUGCUAGAACCACUGGAAUCCUUAAUGUUUGCAAAGCAGCGAAAUCUACCUGGCGGUAAUGGACGUGUAUGAGUAGAUAGGAGCCUCCGAGGUUUAACUGUUUGGCAGCUUUGAACUUGCUGAUGUAGGGAAAGCAAAGGUUAUUUCCACAGGCCAAAGAUGUCUCGUUUGUCCAUACCACCUAC